This is a messenger RNA of Cantharellus anzutake, 897 nucleotides long. RefSeq lists its product as uncharacterized. NCBI's taxonomy places the organism in Eukaryota, Fungi, Basidiomycota, Agaricomycetes, Cantharellales, Hydnaceae. The annotation marks the transcript as partial. The record is from RefSeq and is a predicted model, not a curated record. The transcript has 3 exons.
UGUCAAUAAGGAGAUAAUCCAAGCGGCCUCAUCGCAGAAGUCAAUGACCUCGACAUGCAAAAUGAUCACAGCAAAUGAGCUCAACAUUCUAUGAGCGCCUCAAGAAUGGUUUUUUCAUCCGUUUUGGCACACAAACACCAACACACCACACCACAACAAUUCAAUGCACCUGGGUCACCAGAGUCUGGCACCAAGACUAGGUACACAGCACGGUAAGUUUUAAAUUGGUUCCCAUGCCUACAGGGCCUUAUGGUGCAUUGUUUGUGCAUCUUGGGGUGGGUCAGUGCGGUAGAACUGGUAACGGUGUAGAACGCAUUAAGGACGGAACGUGCGCUGCAACCUUUACACCUCGGGCGUGGGCUUGCUUUACGAUCGCUUGUGCCUCAUCGUUAUUGAAAUUAAUCAGUGGAGCAGAACCUAUGAGGAGAAACUUGGGAAAAAAGCAUAGUCUGAACUCGUUGCGGCGGUAGUUCAACGUAAAUGUCGACCGUUUUGACAAGUACUCACUUUAAUCCAGUCCGCUCCCGCCGCCUGAUUGGCAGUGAGUGCUUUAAUACAACCAUCAACUCCAUCAGCCACCUCAGCGCCCGUAAUACCAUCAAUGCCCUCAACGUCGGGACGCAAGGUCCCCUUGGUCUGACUAUUUUCAAGACCCUUGGCGGGUCCCACUGGAGAGCAAUAACGGCGUUUAAAAAGGUGCUUGAAGCCAAAGAACGUCGGGCCCCAGAGACAAAGAAAUCCUAAUCGAGAUUAAGCGGAUUUUCUCACGGAAAUGACUCCCUGCAAAUGGUGAGCAUGACGCGGCUUGGUGCAGAUCCAAUGGGGUGUAUACGUUCUAUAUCAUGGGAAGGCCAGAAGGGCGAUAGAAGACCAACUGAGCUGCUAGAUCGUCUGACG